ACAAUGUUCACAAUAAAAUCAAGCUAAACCGCUGAAAGAAGCUACGGAGCAGUUGAGGCGUCGCAGACACCAAACAGCCCUCGAAAUACUCGCACAAACCAGCGAACGAGCUUCGUGCGAAAAAUACUGAAUUGGUCGUACAACCAACAACAGAGUACCUACACAGCGCUGCGAUCGUGUCGCGUCGCCGCACCGGCGGUGAGAGGCGGCAAACACAAAGCAACGCUGGAGUGUUCGGAAGAGUUCGUAGCGCACCAUGGUUCAGUGUUUCCCGUCAACGGAUCCUGUGAAAAGUUCAUUGAGUGUUCCGAUGGGCAACUGAUAGAAAAAUCCUGUCCUAAUGGAAUGCACUUCGAUGGGGUAUCAAGUGAAUGCGUGCCGGAAGUUGAAGCGAGGUGUUCCACUCGAAGACGGCUAGUUGAUGUAGUUGAUGUUGGAAUGUGCAGCAAUUCGGAAGAAAUCACUUUCCAUGCCGAUCCCCAUAACUGUGCAAAGUAUGUGAUUUGUCUUGGGGAGCUUGCCAUUCAAACACAGUGCGUUUCUGGACUGUUGUUUAACGCCGGUACGGGACAGUGUGACUUUCCGGAGAAUGUGGUCUGUGAUGUGAGUUGCCCAGAGAGUAGUACCGAACUGGUUUUUCUUCCAGAUUCAACGGGACGGAACUGUGCAAAAUAUUACAUCUGUUUGAAUGGAGUCCCUCAUCCAGCGGAGUGCUCUAGCUUGCUGUACUUCGACCUGCUGACGGGAAAUUGUGUACGGCCUGAAGAAUCUUCUUGUCGAAUAAGGGAUGUUGAAUGUUCAACGCUAGAUGAGCUGAUUGCGGAUCCGCAGAGUUGUUUCGGUUAUUAUCAGUGCGAAGGAGGGAUACCACACUUCAGGGAAUGCGAAGAAGGCCAAGGCUUUACAGAUGGGCGGUGUGUUGCAGGGUAUUGCGAAGAUUUCGUAACUGACGAUACCGAAAGCAGUUCUACAGUACAAACAACUGACUCGUCCACCGUAAACACCGACGAGUCAUUAUCUACUACAGACGUGAACAUAUCUACGACGAUUGAAACAACAUCAUCUGACGAAUCCUCAUCGAGUACUUCUACCGAAUUAACAACAUCCAUACAGACGGAUAGUUCAUCGGCUUCCUCAUCCGAGCCAACGCAAACCGAUGAUCCUUUGACCAGCACAAUCACGUCAACAACUCAAACAGAUGAACUCCCGACCAGUGUUGUUGACGCUUCGACCACUGUGUCGUUCACAAUAACAAAUGAAUAUUCUAGCUCUACACAGACAGAAACAGAGCCCGAUACAUCUGACAUUACGUCUGAAUUUCCUUCUACUCCAAUCUUCACAACGGAAAAUCCUACAUCAGAAGCUUCGACUGAAACAUCGACGAUAAUAACCGAAUCAACGGCUACCACUAUCUCGUCCACAAGCACGGACGAGCCUCCUACUUUGCUACCCACGGAUCCAUCCGUCGCUUGUCAUAGUAUUCCCGGUAUUGGCAUGCUCCCUUAUCCAUAUAACUGUCAGCAGUACUUUGUGUGCCUCUUCGGUAGCGGAAGUCUGGGAACUUGCGAUAGUGGACUACUUUUCGAUAUUGUCUCGAUGGUAUGCGUGUCCGCAGAUAGUGCGACAUGUUCGGAUGUAACAACUUCUACAGAGGAUUCGAAUACUUCAACACCCGAUUUGACUAUUCCAACUGAAACAGAAGAUCCUCUGAGCAGCACAGUCGUAACACCAACGGAUUUUCCUCCAACGAUUACGGACAUUACUACUGGAACUGAAGAAACGCCCACGACGACAUCUGCUGGUUCAACUGAAUUAACGACAACCAUUGAAACGGAUAUCCCCACGACUGGAACGCAGGAAUCAAGUACUUCAUCUCAAACGGAUGAUCCCCAGACCACUACAGUUAUGACAACAGAUGUGAGUUAUUCAACAGAUGUUUACACGACAGAAUCGUCUACUAGAACCGAAUCAACGACAUCUACGGAAACGAAUAGUCCCUCUACUGUUACUGGUGAAGCACCCAGUUCGACUCAAACUGAGGAACCAGAGACAAGUACAGUCAUGACACCUCCAACAAGCACGGCUAUUACCACAUCUACCGAGGAGUCAUCUACUUCAACCGAAUCAACAUCUACGCAGACGAGUAGUCUCUCUACUGUUACCGAUGAAUCAACCAAUUCGAUGCAAACUGAUGAGCCUGAGACAAGUACAUCCAUGACAACAGAUGUGAGUUACUCAUCUGAUGUACCCUCUACGAGCACGGCUGUUACAGCAACUGAAUCAACAACAUCUUCGCAAACGAAUAGUCCAUCAACUGUUACUGGUGAACAAACCAGUUCAACCGAAACAAAUGAGCCUGAGACUAGUACAGCCAUCAUUUCUACCGAAGAAACAUCCACUACGACGUUAACUACGGAUAGUGUCUCAACCAUCACAACUGAGGCAACUUCAAGCGAACCUGUUGAGACUUCGACUACGGAAUCAUCCACAGUAACAUCAGAUAUGACCACUGAAAGCACUGGUUCAUCACAGACCACUAGUACUGUAACAGACUCUUCCCUAUCAACUAUCGAAGACACAUCGACCAUUACUCCAGAAACUACCGAAACCGAAUUCCCGACGACACCCGCUGUUAUUUCCACAACCACCGAAGCUUCCAUAACUACACCGUCAAUGGAUCCAUCCAUCGUGUGUCAAAGCGUGUCCGGUAUUGGCAUGCUUCCUCAUCCAUACAACUGCAAUCAGUACUUCGUGUGUCUUUUCGGCAGCGGCACUCUAGCGACGUGUGAUAGCGGACUACUUUUCGAUGCCAACUCGAUGCUGUGCGUAUCCGCCGACAGAGUCAUCUGUACGAUUGUUACCACUACUAUCGAGGGAUCGAUAACUUCGACGUCAACCACCAUCCGUCCCUCAACUGUUACCUCCGAGUCAACCAGUACGAGUGUUACCUUUUCUUCGGAAGGUAUUUCCACCGCACUUCCAACAACUGCAACCGCCCCUGUAGACACUUCGACCACGGAAACACCAGAGACCACCGCAGAGAUUACCGACACCUCCUCAACAGUGACGACCAGCACUACCGUCGAAGAGACGUCGGCCGAGACUUCCGAAAUUGCAACUGAUUCUACCACCUCCACGUCAACUGUCACCGCGGAAGCGUCCACGCAGGAACCAGUCACUUUGCUACCUACGGACCCGUCCAUCGUUUGCCAGGACGUGCCCGGUAUUGGCCUCCUCCCCCAUCCAUACAACUGCGAUCAGUACUUCACGUGCCUUUACGGCAGCGGCUAUCUAGCGACGUGCGACACCGGACUACUGUUCGACACCAGCUCGAAGACGUGCCUGGCUGCCGAUAAAGUUAGCUGUUCGAUUACAACUGAACAACCGAUGACGGGCACUGUGGUCCCCAUAAGCACGGACGAGCCAUCCACGGAUCCGUCGAUCGUCUGCCAAGGCGUCGACAUAGGUCUACUGCCUCAUCCGUUCAAUUGCGAUCAGUACUUCGUAUGCAUUUUCGGCAGCGGUAAUCUAGCGACGUGCAAUAGUGGGCUGCUCUUCGAUGCUGGCUCGAUGGCGUGCGUGACUGGUAACAGAGCGACAUGCAUCAAUACGCGUAACAAAUAAUUAGCAAGGCUUUGAAGAUUUGUAACAGGAAUAUAAAUAGUGGAAAUGACGACUUGGGCAGGUUUUGUUCUACGGAUAACGUGUUUCGUUCAUAAUAAGCAAACUUUUACAAUAGUGGUCUUGAUGUAAGAUAAAGUUGAAGGAGGAUAAUGGCAUUAUAGUUCAUAAAAAUACAACUUGUCGUAGUAAAACCUGCCAAAGACGCUUUUCACACAACAGGAUCUCGUUUUUUAAUAGAUUUAGCAGAUUUGUAUUUAUAUGAAUUAUUCGAAUUCCACAUGAAGAAUAUAAAUUGAGAAAAUUACACAAUAUACAAUAUUAUACAAUUACCCUGACUUGCAUCAUUUACCAUUGUAAAGAUUUAUUAAUAUUCGAUUUUUUAACCUUUAGUGAUUCAAAUUGUUCGUGACU
Messenger RNA from Armigeres subalbatus, 4035 nucleotides. RefSeq names its product mucin-2-like. The record is from RefSeq and is a predicted model, not a curated record. Gene Ontology annotation, molecular function: chitin binding. The annotation marks the transcript as partial. NCBI's taxonomy places the organism in Eukaryota, Metazoa, Arthropoda, Insecta, Diptera, Culicidae. The transcript is spliced from 4 exons. Gene Ontology annotation, cellular component: extracellular region.